AUGCCGCCGACGACUGCAGCUGAAAAGCAGAAAAAAUAUCGCGAUAAGUUGAAAAAAGAAAACCCUCAAAAGUAUGAGGAAAUACAAAAGAAGGCCAAAGAAAGAUCUGCACAUGAAACACAGGAAACAUAUACGCGAGAAUUAGAAGAGAAAACACCGAGGAAAGAAGUAACAGAGUUUAUAAGUAAUAACAUACCUAACAUUGAAACUCCCAAAAAAGAAGAAGUUAAGAAGAAACUACUAGAAGACGAUGUACUAACGAAGUCACUAAAAUUACAAUUCCAAACUGCUAACAAUACCGAAAAGAAUGUUUUGAGAAAAGUUUUGGAUAACAACAUUGUGAAGAAAUAUAAACUGAAAACAAGAUUAAGGACCUCCCUGGGAUUUAAGAAAAUUAAAUUAAAAGUUGGUAACGAAGAACUGUCGGCUAAAGUAAGCUGGUUUACUUGGAUUUUAAAAAAUAUGAAAAGGAAGGAGAAAAGAAGAAAAUUAAAAAGAUAA
This is a messenger RNA of Parnassius apollo (apollo), 501 nucleotides long. The record is from the annotation of a GenBank genome assembly. Lineage: Eukaryota; Metazoa; Arthropoda; Insecta; Lepidoptera; Papilionidae.